AUGCCAGCUCGACACGCUCCGGCAGGCUGGGUGGCGAUAGUGUCCUUUCUGCAGCGCUUCCCACCGGCCUGCCAUCGGCGAGCUUGUCUCCGCCGUAUUGACGACAACAUCCUCGUCAACACAGAGGGUGCUACCGUCGAGGGCAGGCGUCCUCCUCGCCCGGCUAAAGUCGCCGCGGCCAACAAGAUCAAGGCAUCGGGCUCGCGUUACCGUUCCUCGACGCCAAGUGCUACCGGGGCGACUCGAGCCCACGAUGUCCACAGCCCCGACACUGCAGUCACGGCGGAGGCGGUCGCGGUGCGCAGAAACCCCAGUCGGACUGUUCGGUCCCACUGGAGGACUGUCACUCCCAGCACGUCUGGGGCCACACGCCGCCUCCCCACCUCGGGGACAACUGCCCAAAGUGACAUGACACCCCCGACUUCCAUGUCGAACUGGAGAACUAUCUCCACUGCGACGGCUACUCGCGCGGCCCGCACACGCACAGCUGACCUUCCGUUGAUGCCCGAAAUCCCUUGGUCGCCCACUACCGCCUUCCCCAAGCCCAAGCAUAUCGAUAUCGUUUUGGAUGGGCCCCAACCACCUGUACCCGUGGAUCUCGGCACUCACCCCCCCCACGGCAUUGGCAUACUCUCGCUGGACGAGCUGCGCUCUCUCCCACAGCCAUCAAUACCUUGUGACUCUUACCCACUGCCGAGGCUUCGCGCGACACUGCGGGUGUUUAUCCCGCGCCCGGUUGCAGACCCGCCCACGUCUGAUUUUGCCACAGAGAGGUCUAGGUACGCCGCGUGGGCGUUGCUUGGAACUCCUCUCAGUCGCCCCAACCUCGUUGGCAUGUUCGAGUUGUCAAUCGUCCACUACCUUGAGGGUAUCAAGGAGAAGAAAAUCCAUCACAAGUACUUCUUCGCCGUGGCCAAAGCGUUUGGAGGACCGCACGGUUGGGUCGAUUGGCUUCUGGGCACCUUGGUGGGUUUGCCAGCUCUACGUGAAAAAGCCCUUCACGGGCGGAUUAUCACCCAGAAAGCCCUCGAUUCAGUGCCGCGGGUUGGCAACGGGCCCGAGUCCGAUGUCGUGGGGCUUUACUGUCUCGAAGGUGCCAUCCUGGCUCGUUUCUUAGCCUCAGGUUACCCGGGGAAGUACGGCGGUGUAUCCUGGAGCAAGGUGUUUGCCCGAUCAGCAACAGAAGUAACCAAAAGGGUCCGAAAGCAGAGGGGAGUCGGCAAGAGAAUCCAGCGGCACACCUGCCCUGUUUGGCGUGCCAAAGAGGGCAUGGCGCUGUACAAGGAGGGCAUGGACCUGCCCGAGUUCGACAACAUCGACUGGUUCUUCUCUCACGUACAGAUGUACAGCUUCGAGGAACUCGACAAAAUCGUGACGAAGAUCGCCGAUUUCCCCGAGUUCAAAGGCAAAGCGGACCUGGCCCGCAUUGCGUGGAGCGUUGUCGUCAGGUGCGAGUUUGUCGUGUUCACAGCGCUCGGCCACUACUGUUCACCUCUCAUCGUCCAAGAAGCCUCCAAGAGAGACCUGCUCUUGGCUCCGUUUACCGCCAACACCUUCAAUCGUGGUUCUCCGCUGGCGCGAUGCGGCAGCUUGUUCAACCCAGUGACAGGCGCCGCCGCGGGCAAGAUUGUUGGCAAGAUUGCCAACAAAGUCAAACACCGAGCGACGUGGGCCAAGACGAAACUGCCGGGAUGGACGGGCGGAACAAGCUAUGUGUUAACGGCUGGCUACUCGGACCCGAACGACGUCGACGGCAUCGUCACUGUUGUCCACUCGCAGAUGAUGAGAGACGAUUUUGAGGCGCUCCAUGGAUUGAAAGUGCCAGUGCAGUUCCGACUGAGAUUUCCUCACGGAAGUGGAGCCUUCGUGAAGAAGAACCACAAGAUUAAGCUGGUCGGAUCGACUGUACGUAUGACCAUUGCCCCCGACCCGGUGUCUGGCCGCCUCGACCCGGAUACAAGCGCCAUCCAGGUAUUCCAUGCCCCGACCAAUAAGCUGCUCCUGUCAUUCACGUACGGGCAGGCCGUUCAGAUGGAGCUGCAAUACGAGAAGAAGCGCAAGCGUAAGACGCGUCGCGACGGCGCCAACCGCGCCGACACGGUUCGCAUGGCAAUUCUCAUUUUCAAACACAUGAAGGAGUACCUCCCGACCGCUCCACUCUAA
Messenger RNA from Apiotrichum porosum, 2163 nucleotides. RefSeq lists its product as uncharacterized. The record is from RefSeq and is a predicted model, not a curated record. The transcript is spliced from 6 exons. The coding region runs from base 1 to 2163 and encodes 720 amino acids. Lineage: Eukaryota; Fungi; Basidiomycota; Tremellomycetes; Trichosporonales; Trichosporonaceae.